AUGUGUCAGUUAACACUUGCUCAGUGUCUGCACCAUCAAGCUGUUGGUCAACUUGGAUAUUAUUUACUGGUAGCUGGACAUUUGGAUAAAAGCGAAAAACAUCUGAGAGAAUCUCUUGCCUUAGUCAGACAUUCACUACACAAGAAACAUCCUGGUACAGCAAUUGCAUUGAAAUGGUUGGCAGAAUGUCUGAUGAGAAAAGGGAAGAACAUUGAAGCAGAAAAACUUCUCUUUGAAGCUGUCUACGUUGAAACAGUUUGGCUCCAUGAAAAUCAUCCCAACAAAAUCUACAGUCAGAAUUUGUAUGAGAAACUCAGAAUGGUCAUUGUGGCGAGAUGUUGUAAAAUGCUUCCUAUACUUGUUGAAUACAAAAGACGAGACGAAGUGGUGGAGUUUUACCUCACACUGAAAGCAGUUCACAAACUAUCCACAGCAGCUGAUUUGCCAAAUUCCCAUUUACCUUCUCACUCUCCUCUUUCAGAUGAAGAACAGGAAGCAUCCUACUUCUGUAGCGAAGAGGGUCUACAUUCUUGUGGCUUCACAUCUUCAUCAACAGCACAAAGGGAUAGUACUUCAUCACAAAGAUCAAUAUUACAACAACCUGGCAAUGUACACACUGUCAGUCAAUGUGCUGUCGGUCCCAGUUAUAGCAAAGUUCAAGAGAGAAGCUCAUUGCUAGUUUGUCUUCCUGUUGGAAGUGGAGUUCCUUACAGAGGAUAUACUUUCUGGUACAUAGAUACUACAGGUCAGACAGUUGAAGAAGUUCCAGGAGAAACGCUGGAUAGUCGUACAAUAGAAACUGUUACUCCUGCUUGGCCACAUGCUGAUCGAGUGGAGAUACACAUAUUUUCCUCAGAUGGUCAAACUCGUUUGGGAUAUUUUGUACACGUUUUCAUUGACCUGUCUGCAAAGGUGUUACCUGAUUGUGAGGGUGACAGCAGCAUGCUACCAGGAGUAGUAGAUCAAGGAAGAGAGAAAGAGCAUCCUUCAGUUCGGCCAGUCUGUGUUGCGAAGAUGAGGAGAUUGUCAAGUUAGAGACUUGCAAGCAAUUGUGUCUGAUUUACAGUUUCUUGAGGUUGGCAUGGCUGUCAGAAGUCAUUGGUAUGAGAUUGAUAUUCGUCUUGGAGUCGUAAAGAUCGUCCCCGUAACUUGGCUGCUCGCCUCGUACAUGUCUUCUCACUGUGGAGAAAACGAGAGCAGAAGGCAACUAUUGCAAUACUCCUGGAAGCAUGCAGCCAAGCAAGUGUUGGUGCAUGCAUCAGAGAAAGCAGUGAAGAAGGCACUAAAUCAAAAGUGAAAUUGGAUGGAAUUACGUACACUCAAGGACUCGAAUUUCAGUUAAGUUUUUUACAUUUUUCUAUUGUAUCUAGAAUGAUGUCAUUGACUCAAGGAUUUCCUAAUUGUUGCUAAUAACAUAUCCAUCUACUGUAUCACACUGACUGGCUUUACCCUGAAGUCAGUCUCAUGCCAUCUGUGGGCGAGUGCAUAAUCAUACACAUGAGAGUGGUAAAAUUCAAGCUAAAUCUAUCUAUUUUAGACAGAGUGAGAGCCCAUCAGUAUGUAGUAAUGAGACG
Molecule: messenger RNA, 1574 nt
Organism: Corticium candelabrum
Lineage: Eukaryota; Metazoa; Porifera; Homoscleromorpha; Homosclerophorida; Plakinidae
Exons: 10
Coding region: 1-1035 (344 amino acids)
Molecular function (GO): protein binding
Source: RefSeq, a predicted model, not a curated record